Gigantopelta aegis is the source of this 3412-nucleotide messenger RNA. RefSeq names its product UBA-like domain-containing protein 1. The coding region runs from base 161 to 547 and encodes 128 amino acids. The record is from RefSeq and is a predicted model, not a curated record. Lineage: Eukaryota; Metazoa; Mollusca; Gastropoda; Neomphalida; Peltospiridae. Gene Ontology annotation, molecular function: protein binding. The transcript has 3 exons.
UAUCAACGCAAUGCACGCUUGUAGCUAACAGAAAUACAUGACCAGUUGUUUAGAUUGUACUACAUAGAUGAGAUCAAUCGACAACUCAACCAACCAGCUUGUGUUUACAAUUUUCUGUUUUGGUGCCUCUUAGCUCGUCUUUUUAUAUUUAAUAAUUUUAAUGUUUGAAACCAUGGAUAACCUCAAACAGCAGGUUAUGAUUAAUCAGUUCGUUUUAGCGGCAGGGUGUCACGCCGAACAAGCGAAACAGUUACUACAAGCCGCACAGUGGCAAUUCGAGGCAGCAUUAAGCAUGUUUUUUCAAGACGCAUCUAUACCCAUUUGCAGAACGUGUAAUGGGAACCACACACACAACGGAAAUUAUCCGCUGUGUACUCCAGCGAACACGCCCGCAACACCGCCCAACUUCCCGGAAGCCCUGAACGCCCUCUCUCGACUCUCCACCUCUGACAAGUUUGGCUCCGGCUCUUACACAUCGUCUGCCUCCCCCCAGUCGGCCGCACCCGCUCACUCACCCAGCAACAUGGAGGUGGAAGCUCAUCGCUGACCCGUCGCCAUCGUUACGGUUGCCCAACUUGAGAAACUAUCCUUGUCGUGACAUUGUGUUGGGUUGUUGUGCUCGCAGCUCAGCACAGGAAGGGAUUAUUUGGGAUUUUGUCGUGUGACAGACGGACACACAAACAGACAAAUAGUUUUCCAAUCAUCAUAUGGACAAUACAACUUAUAGUCAUAGUGCUGGUUACGUAUUUGCUAACAAUUUGGUUUUUCUGUAAUUGCUUUUUUUUAUUUGAAGUUUUAUUUUAUAUGUGUUGUAUUAGCCAUAUUGUUGCAGCAUGUCCAUUGUAGCUAAGUACCUGCUGUAUGUAUAUAUAUAUAUAUAUAUGUGUAUGUGUGUGUGUAUAUAUAUAUGUAUGUAAAUUAUACACUAUAUAUAUAUAUAUAUAUAUAUAUAUAUAUAUAUAUAUAUAUAUAUAUAUAUAUAUACGUUUGUAUAUAUAUAUACCAACAUGCGUGGUACAAGUUUUAUUUGAUGACGAUCCCAUCAGUUCCUCUUCACACAUUCAGUGCAUGUUAAGAUGACUGUACUGGGAAUGUGAUGGUGUCACACUGGUCUGGGUGUGUGUGUUGGGUGUAGUGAUAGCAUAGAGAAACCAGGACUUAUAGACCAGUGUGUGUCCACAUUUCUAUGUGUACAUGUAUACUAUGUCACUAUCUAUAUAUAGCUGUGUAUGUGUCUCUCAGAGUUUUUGCUGUAAAUGUGUUUGUAUGUGUUACUGUGAAUGAGUGUGUAUGUUUAUUUUUCACUGUAUGUGUAUCGCUGUUUAAUAAUGAGAACGGUAUGUGACAUUGUCAUGAUGUGAUUGUGUUCUUGUGUAAUGGUGUGUAUCAGCGUGCUUGUAUCACAAUGUAUAAUGAAGUAUGUGUGUCACAGUGUAAUGGUAUGUGUGUGUCACUAUAUAGGUGUGUGUAUAUGAAAUGGUGUAACACUGUGUAAUGGUGUGUAUACUAUGUAACACAGUGUUUAUGUGACAUUGUGUAAUGUGUAUGUGACACUGUGUAAUGCAGGGAAUGAUUGUUUUAAAAAAUCUUGAUUAGUGAUAUUUCUAGUCAAUUGAUAAUUGAUUAGCAAUUAAUUAUUUUAAGUUGUGUAGCAAUCUGUGAAAUUUCCAUAGCGAAAAGUGAUGCGAUACUGAACAAAAUGUUCCCUGUAAUGGCAUGUGACACUGUGUAAUGGUGAGGGCAGGACGUAAAGCUAAUGUGUGUGUGACACUGUGUACUGGUGUGUAUGUCACACACAUGGUGUGUGUGUUACACUAAUAGUGUGACAUUACUUGUGUGUAUAUUACACUGUGUAAGGGUGUGUAUGUGACACUGUAUAAGGGUGUGUGUAUGUGACACUGUGUACUAGUAUGUAUGUGACACUGUAAUGGUAUGUUUGUGACACUAAUGGUGUGUAUGUGACACUAAUGGUGUGUAUAUUACACUGUGUAUUGGUGUGUAUGUGACACUGAGUAAUGGUGUGUAUGUGACACUGUGUAAUGGUGUGUAUGUGACACUGUGUAAUGGUGUGUAUGUAACACGCCUGGUGUGUGUGUGACACAGAGUAAUGGUGUGUAUGUGACACUGUGUAAUGGUGUGUAUGUAACACGCCUGGUGUGUGUGUGACACAGAGUAAUGGUGUGUAUGUGACACUGUGUAAUGGUGUGUAUGUAACACGCCUGGUGUGUGUGUGACACAGAGUAAUGGUGUGCAUGUGACACUGUGUAAUGGUGUGUAUGUAACACGCCUGGUGUGUGUGUGACACUGAGUAAUGGUGUGUAUGUGACACGGAGUACUGGUGUGUAUGUGACCCUGUGUAAUAGUGUGUGUGACACACAUGGUGUGUGUGUGACACUGAGUAAUGGUGUGUAUGUGACACAGUAAUGGUGUGUGUGACACACACGGUAAUGGUGUGUAUUUGACAUGGGGUAAUGAUGUGUAUGUGACACUGUAAUGGUGUGUAUGUGACACUGUGUAAUGGUGUGUAUGUGACACUGUAAUGGUGUGUGUGUGUGACACUGUGUACUGGUGCGUAUGUGACACUGUGUACUGGUGUGUGUGUGUGUGUGUGUGUGUGACACUGUACUGGUGUGUAUGUGACACUGUACUGGUGUGUAUGUUAAUGUAUGUCGAGGUACUAGUUACUCAGGAGUGUAACCCGGUGUGUGGCGAGAUACUAGUUACUCAGGACAUUGAUUUCUGUUUCUGUUUUUUCCUCGCCCUCUCUGUGUAGCCCCAUAACGGCACGCAGAACUAUUUUAUAUUUUGAUACUCUAGCCUGAUGGCUACUUAUCAUGUUGUUCACAGACAUUAGGCAAUGUUUCUAAGUGUGUUUGUUCAUGCAGCUAGUAAGGUAUGUUUUAUAAUGAAUAGAGUGUAUUGUUAUUAUGUUCGGAGAGUUAUGGAAAUCAUAUUACUACAGAAAAUCAAGCAGUUAAGAUUGUUUUGUAGAAACAGACUUAGAUACUGAUACAUAACUACAGUCAAAUAAGUUAUGUAACUACACAAAACUGGGAAUUUGUUAAAUGUUGUAUAGAGUGGAGUUGAAUAAACGGUAUUUGAUAAACAUUUCAUAACAUUGAGUUUGAUAAACGUUGCAUAACAUGAAGUUUAAUAAACGUUGUAUAACAUGAAGUUUGAUAAACAUUGUUUAACAUGGAGUUGGAUACACGUUAUAUAACAUGAGUUGGAGAGACAGGGAGUUAGAUAGUCAUGUUUUAAUGUCCAUGUUUUUUUAUUGUUUUUUCUCCAUUCAUUGAUCAUAGCUCAGAUUAUCUAUGACGUUCUUACGUGUACAUGUACGAAAGCUUCACUCAUUUACACAUUGUAUAAUUUUGUGGUAACUCGUCAUAUUAAAAUUGACCUACCCCCA